AUGCUGCUGCUGCCUGACAAGGUCCCUGAGACCUCCCUGGCUAUCCCUCUUAUAAUUAACUAUGUCAUGUUCACCAUGAUCCUGGUAACCUUCUCAGUCAUCCUCAGUGUGGUGGUCCUCAACCUGCACCACCGGACCCCCUCCACACACAUUAUGCCCCCCAGGGUGCGCAAGGUGAGCUGUAGCCUACAUGACAGCGCUAUGGAGUCUGUAUGAGAUAUAGACUCUAGGAUUCUGCUUCUGCUUUUUCUGCUUCUUCUUCUGCUUCUUCUUCAGCUACUUCUGCUUCUUUUUCUGCUUCAGCUACUUCUGCUUCUGCCUGUUAUGCUUCUGCUUCUUCUUCUGCUUCUUCUUCUGCUUCUUCUUCAGCUACUUCUGCUUCUUUUUCUGCUACUUCUGCUUCUUCUUCUGCUUCUUCUAUGCCAAGGGGCCAUAUGUUUGCUACUUUCUGCUAAAACCUUGACCUUUGACCCCUCAUCCAGGUGUUCAUCCACUUCCUGCCAAAGUGCCUGGGCAUGCAGAAGCCACACGCAGAGGAGCCCCUGGAGGAGGAGCCUAGUGAUGACACGCCCCUCCAGAGCGUCGAUGGAAGAAGGUCGGGGGGAGAGUACUUCUUCAGGAAGAUUAACCCUGAACUGGUCCUACCCUGGAGAGGCAGGUAAGUUAUCAACUACCAAGACAUGCAUGCAUACACAAACACACACACACACACACACACACACACAGCUACUUUAUUUUGGGUCGUGGUUUGAGACUACAGUCUGUCUUGGCUCGUACUAUAUGGCUAGAAAGAUUUUAUGGUGAAGAGAUUGUUAUUCGAGUGAAUACAAGCAAGCCAAAGCAGGAAUCUUCUCUACAGCACUAUCCAAAGUAUAAAUGCCUUUUUCUCCAGUGCCAGCCUUGCUAUUACAAUUAGGUCCACUGUGUGCCCAGUCUUGGCAGUAGUAUAAUAUUCACUAGACCAAUAGAUGUCUCAUCUCAGGGAUAUACAGCCCCAAUAAAGUAUAAGUCUGGCAUUGUAGUUCUAUUCCUCCUAUCCCUAUGGCAUUUAUCCGGGGGUAUUCAACUCUUACCAUAUGAGGUCCGGAGCCUGCUGGUUUUCUGUUCUGCCUGAUAAUUAAUUGCACCAACCUGGUAUCCCAGGUCUAAAUCAGUCCCUGAUUAGAGGAGAACAAUGAAAAUACGCAGUGGAACUGGCUUCGAGGUCCAGAGUUGAGUUGAGGGCUCUAUACUAAACGAUCAAUAGAUGACCUCUCCAUAUUCGCUCCACUAUCCCAAUAGUCUAGCACUGUAGCCCCUAUUCUUCCUAUCUCCAUCUCUUCCAACCCUCAAUAGAUGCCUCCUCUCCAUAGCCUCUUCAAUAUACUCACCAUAGCAUCUAUAAUACUCUACUAUACUAUACUCUCCACAGUCCACUCAGUGAUGAUAUUUAGUUGGCCCCCCAGUAAUCUGUGAGUGUCAUCCCAGUCUCACCAUCCAGAGUGGGACGAUGGCGCCAGUGUCAACUCAACUGUUCCUUGAGCGAGAGAGUAGUGAUUCAACUCUCUCUUUCUGUGGUCACAGAGCUAAUUAGAGACCAGGGCCCAGAUUCACAAAACCUUCUUAAGAAGAAAAUUGUUCAUAACUGCCAUUUUUUCCUUAACUUAGAUUUAGAAAAUUUAGCAGACGUUCUAUCCCAAAAAGGUAUUGACAGUUCAUUGCUUCUUUAUAUGUUUCCCCUGUGAAGCAACUGGGUUUCUAAUCCAGUUAUCACUAAACCCUGGUCCUUCCAACCCCUGGGCAUGUGGAGAGAAAUAAGCUCAAUGAAAGCAUAGAACAUGUUUUAAUUCACUCAUAAACUUCCUCUGCAAAGUUCAAUCAAUAUGAUUUAUUUAACCUCAAGAACAUGUUUUUAGAACAGUAAUCUCAGUAUGACAAUAAUGCUAACAGGAUUGCCAUUGCUAGCUAGAUAGCUAGCUAAAUCGGUUGACUCACUCAUUUGACGGCUACAUGGAGCAGGCCUUUGCCGAGAAGCUGCUUAAAUACCAGCCCCUCGUGGCAUGCUUGGACAGCCUCGGGUGUAGGUGCAAGAUGGUGGCGCUGAUAUUUGGCAGUCUCGGCCACGUACACAGGCUUGCAGUGCGUGGCCUCCAGAUUGCGGGUCUGACAAAAACUUGGGCAAAGCAAUUGGCUAGGUACUGCUCCAUUGUAGCUGUCGUGGUCAGUUUAGCUGUUUGGAGAAGGAUGUGCUUUCUGUACCCUUGAGUGCCAUGCAUACAGGGACCUUUGAAAUGUUUGGAAUCCUUUUUUUGUCCUAUUUGAUUGGUGGAUUCAAAUAAAGUAUUUAAAAUGUGUGUGUCAAAAUCAAAUACAAUUUUAUUGGUUGCGUACACAUAUAGUAUUUUGCAGAUGUUAUCGCGGGUGUAGCGAAAUGCUUAUGUUCCUAGCUCCAACAAUGCAGUAAUACCUAUAACAAUACAAAACAAUACACGCAAAUCCUAACAAUACAAAUAAAAGAGUUGGCACAGACGGUGGUCACACACUACAAGAUUCUUCACUUGGUUUUGAGGAUUCCCGACACCACGCUGUCUCGCAAAAACACUGAUGUGAUUAGAAUGUUAACGUAGCUAGAAUGAGCUGUGCCUCAAAGCAGGCUCAUAAACGUUUUCAGUCAGAAAUUCACACUUGCCAUACAGAGUUGAAAUGUCUAGCCAUCAUUUUGAAUUGAGUAACAUUGCUGGUGAACUUCUCACAUUAAACGAGCGCCUGUGUGUGUGUGUGUGUGUGUGUGUGUGAGUGAGAUCUUUCCACCUCAGGGCCCAGCUAUGCUCCGUCCUGCCUACUGCCUACUGCGUGUGUGUGUGUGUGUGUGUGUGUGUGUGUGUGUGUGUGUGUGUGUGUGUGUGUGUGUGUGAGUGAGAUCUUUCCCCCUCAGGGCCCAGCUAUGCUCCGUCCUGCCUACUGCGUGUGUGUGUGUGUGUGUGUGUGUGUGUGUGUGUGUGUGUGUGUGUGUGUGUGUGUGUGUGUGUGUGUGUGUGUGUGUGUGUGAGUGAGAUCUUUCCCCCUCAGGGCCCAGCUAUGCUCCGUCCUGCCUACUGCGUGUGUGUGUGUGUGUGUGUGUGUGUGUGUGUGUGUGAGUGAGAUCUUUCCCCCUCAGGGCCCAGCUAUGCUCCGUCCUGCCUACUGCGUGUGUGCGUGUGUGUGUGUGUGUGUGUGUGUGUGUGUGUGUGUGUGUGUGUGUGUGUGUGUGUGUGUGUGUGUGUGAGUGAGAUCUUUCCCCCUCAGGGCCCAGCUAUGCUCCGUCCUGCCUACUGCGUGACAGCAGCAGUCCAGGGCUUCCAUUCAUGACCACAGACAGAUGGAGCCUGCCUCGCUCUGUCUCUCUCUCAUUCUCUAUCUCACACACAGUCACAUAAACAGACAGAUAUAGUUUACAAACACACACACACACACACACACACACACACACACACGAACAGACAGAACAGAGACCCACCAGUAUAUAACUACUUUAUUUUGGGUUGUGGUUUGAGACUACAGUCUGUCUUGGCUAAAAAUAUUUUAUGGUGAAGAGAUUGUUAUUCGAGUGAAUACAAGCAAGCCAAAGCAGGAAUCUUCUCUACAGCACUAUCCAAAGUAUAAAUGCCUUUUUCUCCAGUGCCAGCCUUGCUAUUACAAUUAGGUCCACUGUGUGCCCAGUCUUGGCAGUAGUAUAAUCUUCACUAGACCAAUAGAUGUCUCAUCUCAGGGAUAUACAGCCCCAGUAAAGUAUAAGUCUGGCAUUGUAGUUCUAUUCCUCCUAUCCCUAUAGCCUUUAUCCCACACACAGACACACACACAAACAGAUACACACACAUACACUUAAUCCCCCUUUCUUUACCGGAACUGGUCUGGUUUCCUACUUCCCCAGUGUGAGGGGAGAUAUCCGGUGUCGCCCUGUGUCCCUGGUGACAUAUCAUGCUCCCCUCAGUGACACCCUAGCACACACACACACACACACACACACACACACACACUCACUCCCUUGGCCUUUGUGUUGCCAGGAGGUUAUGAUGCCCACAUGGUGGUGGAGGUGGUGGUUCCAGCCUAACAGGUGGGCCCUGGUGCCAGUCUGGCCUCCCUAUAGAGGUGAUAAUUGAUAGAUACUGAAUGGCCCUGGUGCCAGUCUGGCCUCCCUAUAGAGGUGAUAACUGAUACAUUCUGAAUAGCCCUGGUACCUGUCUGGCCUCCCUAAAGAGGUGAUAACUGAUAGAUACUGAAUAGCCCUGGUACCUGUCUGGCCUCCCUAUAGAGGUGAUAACUGAUACAUUCUGAAUGGCCCUGGUGCCAGUCUGGCCUCCCUAAAGAGGUGAUAACUGAUAGAUACUGAAUAGCCCUGGUACCUGUCUGGCCUCCCUAUAGAGGUGAUAACUGAUAGAUACUGAAUAGCCCUGGUACCUGUCUGGCCUCCCUAUAGAGGUGAUAACUGAUAGAUACUGAAUGGCCCUGGUGCCAGUCUGGCCUCCCUAAAGAGGUGAUAACUGAUAGAUACUGAAUAGCCCUGGUACCUGUCUGGCCUCCCUAUAGAGGUGAUAACUGAUAGAUACUGAAUAGCCCUGGUACCGUCUGGCCUCCCUUAGAGGUAACUGAUAGAUAUAAAUAGCCCUGGUGAGUCUGGCCUCCCUAUAGAGGUGAUAACUGAUAGAUACUGAAUAGCCCUGGUACCUGUCUGGCCUCCCUAUAGAGGUGAUAGAUACUGAAGAUACUGAUGCCCUGGUGAUCUGGCCUCCCUAUAGAGGUGAUAAUUGAUAGAUACUGAAUAGCCCUGGUGCCAGUCUGGCCUCCCUAUAGAGGUGAUAAUGGAUAGAUACUGAAUAGCCCUGGGCCUGGCUAAUGAACACACACAUCUCUCAUCAGCUGUGUGACUAUAAAACAGUGCCAAAGAAAGAAUGUCAUAUGAAAUAGUAAAAUAGACAUGAUGUCCCUCAAUUUUUUAUUGUAUCUCCAUAAGACCAAUUGUACAUGUAUGGUGUAAUAAUUAUUCAAAAUAUUCGGUGAGCAUCACUGAAAAUAUGUAUAUAUUGAUACGAUAUAUUGAUAUUGAUACUUCUAUAGGGAUAUAUUGAUAUAGGGAUAUAUUGCUAUUGAUAUUGAUAUAGUGAUAGAUUGAUAUUGAUAUAGUGAUAGAUUGAUAUUGAUAUAGUGAUAGAUUGAUAUAGUGAUAGAUUGAUAUUGAUAUAGUGAUAGAUUGAUAUAGUGAUAGAUUGAUAUUGAUAUAGUGAUAGAUUGAUAUAGUGAUAGAUUGAUAUUGAUAUAGUGAUAGAUUGAUAUUGAUAUAGUGAUAGAUUGAUAUUGAUAUAGUGAUAUAUUGAUAGACAACCCUGUUACUGUACAUGGGUGUUACAGGCAUAUUGAGGGGACAGGGGUGCGUGGCAGGCACCCGUUAACACCAUGUUUGUGGAGCAGGUUGACCCAACAUUGUUGUGUUACUACGAGGGUGGCGGGUCUGUGGGGUGGUAUGUAUGGCUGUGCGUGAGGUAAGCUACAGUAUAUAAAGGACAUUCAGUAUAUUGGGUAUAUAUUAUAUUACUUCUGCUGUGUUGAUGCCUCAGGUCACUGUGAUGAUCCUUAUAGGAAACAAACGUCCUUGACAGAGAGUCUGUGUUUCCAUUUCAAUCAAACAAUUGCUCACAUCAAAUCAAAAUCAAAUCAAAGUUUAUUGGUUGCAUACACAGGUUUGCAGAUGUUAUCACAGGUGCAGCAGAAUGCUUGUGUUUCUAUCUCCAACAGUGCAGUACUAAUACCUAGCAAUACAAAACAAUACGCACAUAAUCCAAAAAGUAAAAAGAAAGACAUUUUGAAAUAUCAGAAGGAUCAAUGUCAAAGUCCGGAAUAUAUAUGAUGAGUGUGUAUAGACAUUAUGGACAGUAUAUAACUAGAAAAGGUGUGUACAGCAGUAGUUAUAUAGGAUGAGCCUUGACUAGAAUACAGUAUAUACAUAUAAAGUGGGUAAAACAGCUUGUAAACAUUAAAGUGACCAGGGUUCAAAGCAGUCUCUAAGGUUAAGGGCAGGGUACUGGGCGGAGGCCGGCUAGUGGUGACUGUUUAACAGUCCUUUGUUAACCAAGGGAUAUACAGUAGUUCAACCAGGAAUCAGGGGUAGACAUAACAUAGUAAAUUUAAAUCCGGGACACUCCAAUUAGUAUGAAAUGUUACGUUUCGUAAGGUAUGUAUUAAUUUGUGGAUGUCGAUCAUCCAUUUCGUAUGAUAUGUUACGAUUUAUAAUUUGUACGAUAUCUUACGAAUUGCAAUUCAUACAAUAUCUUACGAAUUUGCUAAACGUUACGAAUUUGUUUUACGGUAGCUAACGGUGGCUAACACUAACAUUAGCAUUAGCUAGGUGGCUAACGUCAGCUGGGUUAGAGGUUAUGGUUGGUUAAAUGCUAAGGUUAGGGUUAGGUUAAAGGGUUACGUUUUAGGGUUAGAGGAAGGUUUAGCUAACAUGUUAAGUUGCUCAAAAGUAGUAAGUAGUUGCAAAGUUACUAAUUAGCUAAAAUGCUAUAGUUGUCUGUGAUGAGAUUCGAACGCGCAACCUUUGGGUUGCUAGAUGUUUGCAUUAUACGCCCACCCAUCCACCCUGACCAACUACCCUACUUUCGUUUUUUGCCUUAAGUAACCUUCUGUCUUAUGUAACCAUACCAAACAUAACAUAUCAUACUAAUUUCAGUGUCCCGGAUUUACAUUUACUAUGUUAUGUCUAGUUUAUGAGACCAGGCUGAAUAGUUUCACAUGUUCUAUAAGAAAAUUGUCACAUGUUCAUUGUCUGUUCUCUAUGUGAAUUGGUGGAUGUUCUGGUGUGGAGUGAGAGUGAGAGUACAGUGCAGCUCCAGGGGUUCUUUGACAGUGACGACUACUGUCUGAUCCUCCCCCCGGACCUCAAGUCAGCCAUAACUGACGUCACAUACAUGGCUGAGCACCUGAAGAAGCAGGACAGUACCGACUCAGUGGGCACCGCACACACACACACACACCACACACACACACACACACACACAACCUCCCCCUCGCUUCUCAUUAAAUUCAUCUCCAUUCUCUAGUCCCAGAGCCAGUCAGUGUUCCCAGCAUGCUCUAGUGAUGUCCAUGUGUUACUGCAGACAUACUGUACUUUAUUCUUCAAUACUUACAUACUUACGUAUGUCUCUAUGUCUCUUUGUGCGUGUGCCUGUGUGUGUUCGCCCUACAGGAGACAGGAGACUGGCAGUACGUAGCCAUCGUGGUGGACAGGCUGUUCCUGUGGCUGUUUGUCAUCGUCUCUACUCUGGGGACGAUCCCUUCCUCCUGA
This is a messenger RNA of Coregonus sp. 'balchen', 7300 nucleotides long. NCBI's taxonomy places the organism in Eukaryota, Metazoa, Chordata, Actinopteri, Salmoniformes, Salmonidae. The record is from the annotation of a GenBank genome assembly.